Fraxinus pennsylvanica is the source of this 1977-nucleotide messenger RNA. The record is from the annotation of a GenBank genome assembly. Lineage: Eukaryota; Viridiplantae; Streptophyta; Magnoliopsida; Lamiales; Oleaceae.
AUGAGUUCUUCAACAGAAAAUAGUACAUGUGCUAUUUGCUUGGGUAAUGUGACAAAAGGGCAAGCCAUCUUUACAGCCGAGUGCUCCCAUUCCUUCCACUUCAGCUGCAUUGGCAACAGUGUCUCACAUGGCAAUUACAAUUGCCCUAUUUGCCGUGCCAAAUGGAAUUGUCUCCCUUUCACUAUGCCCAACUUCGACGCUAACAUUCCUCUCCCACAAAUCCCUACUUCCUUCUCCAAUGUUUCUCAACAACAGGUGCUGCCACCCCCUCCAUCUGAGCGCGAGUCCCUAGUUUUCUCUGAUGAUGAACCCUUACCCACAAUCACAGAUGAUCCUACAUCUUCUGCUUCACUUACUGGUCUUCAAAGUGUCAAUAUAAAGUCCAUUCCCGAGCGGCCCGUGAUUGCGGCUUCAGAAUCCAUCUCUCCAUUUGCUGUUCUUGUUGGAGUACGUGCACCUCCAUUUUCAGAUAAUGCACGUCACCUUGAGCGUGCACCUAUUGACCUUGUUACUGUACUAGAUGUUAGUGGUAGCAUGUACGGAUCAAAGUUGCGUCUUCUGAAGCGUGCUGUUCUCUUUGUCAUAGAUAACUUGGGCCCGUCUGACCGACUUUCGAUAGUUUCUUUCUCGUCUGCUGCUCAGAGAAUCUUUCCCUUGCGUAGAAUGACUGGAAAUGGCCGUGAAGAUGCUAAAAGGGCUGUUGAUUCACUUCAAGCUUGUGGUUUGACUAAUAUUGUGGAAGGCCUGAAGAAGGGGGUUCGGGUCCUUGAAGAAAGGCAUCAAUGGAAUCCAGUUGCUAGCAUCAUAUUCUUAUCUGAUGGGAAGGAUACUUGUUACCAUAGGUCAAUGUUUCAAAAUUCCUCAAAUCCAGGACAAAAUCCCGAAUAUCUACAUCUUUUGCCUGGUUCCAUCUGUCCUAGAAACAGGGGAAGCCAAGAUGGAAGCCAACAUCAAACAUUUCCAGUCCACACAUUCGGUUUUGGUACAGAUCAUGAUCCUGUUGCUAUGCAUGCCAUUUCUGAUGAAUCAGGUGGCACCUUCUCCUUCAUCGAGUCUUACGAAAUGGUGCAAGAUGCUUUUGCAAGCUGUAUAGGUGGUCUUCUAAGUGUGAUGGUUCAAGAAAUGCAAAUAACUGUGAGAUCAGCAUCAAAUAGUGUGGAAAUCAUAUCAAUUCCUUCCGGAAGAUAUGGAAGUGAGAUCUCUGAUCAAGGAUGUCAAGCAGUAAUCAAUGUUGGGGACUUGUAUGCAGAAGAGGAAAAAGAAUUUCUGGUCAACUUGUCAGUUCCAGUACUUCGAGUUGCUGUAGAUGAAGAAAAUGAGGGAAAGACAUCGCUUUUAGAUAUAGUGUGUUCUUAUAGAGAUGUUGUGUCAAAAGAGAUAGUCCGUGUAGAAGGUGACCUAGUCGAAAUACGUCGACCGAAAGUUGUGUCCCCUGCAGAAACCACAGUUAACUUGGAAGUGGAUCGACAGAGAAAUCGCCUGUCGGCAGCAGAAGGUAUUGCAGAGGCUCAAAGGAUUGCAGAGACUGGAAAUCUAAGUGAUGCGCGGGAUGUACUGACGACAAGGAGAACAAGAAUUCGUGCUUCAAUGUCUGCCCAAGCAGGGGAUGGUCUCAGUAACUGGCUUGAAUCCGAGCUUAAAGAAACUGAACGAAGAAUGGGAAGUCGUGAGUUGUAUAACCUAGCAGGGCGAGCUUAUGCACUCUCAGGAAUGAGCUCACAUGCUUAUCAAAGAGCCACAACUAGAGGGAGUGUAGUGCCCGGAGCAGAAGCACAGAGAAACUCGAGCUCUGCUAGUGCUGUCCCUACUAAUUUAGCUGCUUCAGAUGCAAAUAAUGCUAGUUUUAGUGCAUACACAACUCCCAAUAUGGCCCAUAUGGUGAAUAAAUCUAUGCAACUCAACCAGUCAAGGGCUCCGGCUUCGGCCCCUGGCUCCCACUCAGACUCCAACAGUCCAACUCCAACUCCACAUGAAUAG